This is a messenger RNA of Adineta ricciae, 4485 nucleotides long. The record is from the annotation of a GenBank genome assembly. Lineage: Eukaryota; Metazoa; Rotifera; Eurotatoria; Adinetida; Adinetidae.
AUGACUGUAUUAAAUAAACAAGGUAAUCUUAGUCGAGAAAUGAUGUCUUAUUGUAUCAGUGAAUUAUCAUCAGAAAUUUCUAUGGAAAAUAAUGAUAAUUUAUCAAAAUUUACCUUUGAAGAGCUAUCAAAUGAAAAUAUAACAAGUGAACAAUUAUAUCUUUGGUCAAUACCGUUUGAUAUUAUUGAAUAUUAUCAAUUAUAUUUAAAUGAAUUGUUAUUAUUUAAUAAAUCAUCUUUAUCUCAAGAAAUCUUAUACAAUUGUACAUUUCCAAGAUUUGGUUCGAUGUGUCAAUAUGAAUUUGAUCAUUAUAAUCGAAAACAUUCAUCAUUAAUUGAAAUUAUUGAUGAUUUUUAUUUGACAUACGAAUAUAAAAUGAAUAAUUUAACUUGUUAUACUCAUUUAGAAUGCAAUCGUGGAUUUUCAUCAAUAUGUUUAGAUUGGACGGAGAUUUGUAAUGGACGAAUUGAUUGUUUUGAUACAAGAAUUGAUGAACAAGAUUGUUGGCAACUUGAAAUUAAUGAAUGUAAUGAAAAUGAAUAUCGUUGUACUAAUGGACAAUGUAUACCAUUAUCAUUUUUUCGAGAUGAUCUAUAUCUUCCUGAUUGUCUUGAUCGUUCAGAUGAAUAUCUUGCUGGUGCUUUUAAUGAAUAUAAUGGAUGUAAUCGAGCAAUACCAUCAUUUGCAUGUGAAGAUUCCAGAUGUCAACGUUCUACAUGGAUAAGUUCUUGUUGGUCACAACGUGAUACAAUUACAAUGAAAAAUAUGCUUUCUGAAAAAGAUGAGUUGACAUCUGAUCGAUGUUGGAAUGCAUUUUUAUGCGAUGCUAUUGCAUUACAUAAACCAUCUCGUGUAAUUAAUUGUGCUGAUUCUUGUGAAAACGAAUCAUGUAAAGAAAUUAUUGAAUUCGAUUGUCCAGAUAUGAUUUUAUUGUCUAAUAUUCCUAUUUUAUUUGGUGAUAUUUAUUUCCUAUAUGAAAAAUACAAAUCAACUGUGAAAGAUUCAGAUAUAUAUAAAUAUCCUUACUUAUGUUAUAAUAAUUCUCUUUAUGAUCGAUAUUUUCAAAAACUUUCAAAACAAUUUGGUAAAUAUUCGAUUAUAAAAUUCAAUAAUCGAAUAUGUCAUCGUGUUAUUAUUCCCUUAAUUAUUAAACAAGCUCGUAUUAAUUCAGUAACUCGAGUAUAUAUUACAAUGCAACUACGUAAUAAUCUUUGGCAAUAUCAACAAAUAUAUAAUUACAAUUCAUUCAUUUGUAAAAGAUCAAAUAUGUAUCAAUGUAUUAAUUCAUCAAAGUGUAUUUCAAUCUAUCGUCUUAAAAAUAGUAUAGUUGAUUGUCCUGAUAGUGAUGAUGAAGAUGAUAUUUCACUUAAUCGUACUGCUUUUUCAUCAGGAACUAUGGGAAAAUCUGAUUAUUUAAUCAAAAUAGAACAUGCAAAAAGACAUGUUUCAUUUCAAACAAUUUGUGAUGGAUUUACUGAAUUAUUACCUAUUCAAAUCAAUGGACAAGAUCAUACAGAUGAAACUGAAUGUGAACAUUGGGCAUGUGAUAAUAUUUAUACUCAUUGUAAUAAUUUAAUGAAUUGUCCAAAUGGUGCUGAUGAAACAAAUUGUCAUCUACCAUCACCAUUUAAUUGUUCAUCCAAUGAAUUUCCAUGUGUUUCACCUAUUACAAAUCAAUUUAUGUGUAUAUCAACUAAACAAGUCAAUGAUGGUACAGUGGAUUGUCUUGGAGCUACUGAUGAACCAAGAUUAUGUCGAACAGAUUAUGAUUCAGUUUCUUAUGAUAACAACUUUUAUUGUGAAAAUCCAAAUUCUCAAUCAUGUCUUACAAAUUCUGUGUUAUGUAAUUAUGAAACAAAUUGUUUUCAUGGUGAAGAUGAACAAUUUUGUACAACAAAUAUAAAAGAACCAGUUUUUUCAAUCUGUUCGACAGACAAUCGCGUCAAUGCAACUGUUAUUGAAAAAUUUUUAUGUAACCAAACGGAUAGAUAUUUAAAAGAACCUAUUAUUUAUUUUAAACUUAAUGAUCAAAUGAACAUAAGCGAUGAUAAAAUGAAAUCCUUUCAGAACAAAUAUUUACCUUCAAUUCAAAAAUUUAAUCCUUGUCAUCGUGGUAUUGCAAUGCAGCUUUGGUUAAAUAAAAAUACAACAAAAAUAAUAUGUUUUUGUCCAUCAAGUUAUUAUGGUUCACAAUGUCAAUAUCAAAAUGAAAGAAUAAGUUUAUCAAUUCGAUUUCAAGCAUCACCAAAUUCUUUACAAAUUUUAUUUGAAAUUCUUAUUUUAUUAAUUGAUGAUGAGAAUAUGAUUCAUUCAUAUGAACAAUUUACUUAUUUAUCAGUACGUGAUUGUGCAAUAAAACAUCAUAUUUCUUUAACUUAUGCAAAUCAACGAAAAAAUUCCAGUAAAAAUUAUCAAAUCCGUAUUGAUAUUUAUGAGAAAAGCUCCUUCAACUAUCGAGGAAGUUUUCUCUUUCCAAUAAAAUUUUCCUUUUUACCAGUAUGUCGUUUACCAGUUCUUAUUCAUAUACCAAAUACUGAUCGAAAUAUCGAAAGUUGUUCAAUGAAUCCAUGUCAAAAUGGUCUAUGUCGAAAAUAUCUUAAUAAUAAACAAGAAUUCUUUUGUCAAUGUUCUAAACAUUGGACUGGACAAUAUUGCACAAGAAAAUAUUUAUCAAAAUGUUCAAAUGAUUCUUUAUAUAUUGGUAUUUCAUCUAAUAAUCAAUCGAUAUGUAUUUGUUCAAUGAAUAAAUAUGGUUCACGAUGUUUUCUUAAAAAUAGAAUUUGUGAAAACUCCUCCUGUUUAAAUAAUGGUGAAUGUAUUCCGACAGAUAAACAUGAAUUUAUGAAGAAAAAGUUCAGUUGUAUUUGUCGAAAAGGUUUUAUUGGAGAAUAUUGUCAAACAAAUGAAACGAAAAUAAUCAUUUCAUUUAACAAAAAUAUUCUUUUACCAUCAUCAAUAUUCCUUCAUUUUAUUGAAAUUCGAAUGAAAGAUUAUCCAUUACGAUCAACAACAUUUCAAACAAUUUCUAUCCAAGAAAAAUUUCUUACUAUUUUUUGGUCAAGCAAAUUUCAUCUAAUAUUUGUUGAAUUUUAUCCACAUAAAUAUUAUUUAGUUUCAAAUAAUCGAUCAGAAGAAGUCACUGAACAUAAUCGUUGUUUACAUAUUAAUCAAUUAUUCAAUCAAAGUAUUAGUGAAUUAAAAUUUCUACGCCGGAUCAAAUAUUAUCAUUUAUUAUGUCAAUCAAAUGUUUUAUCUUGCUUUUAUGAUGAAAUUCAUCUUUGUAUAUGUUACGAUUUUAAUCAAAAACAUUUAGCAAAUUGUUUUGAUUUUGUUCAUAAUAUGACAUACGAUUGUUUUGGACAAAAUGAUUGUCAAAACAAUGGAAAAUGUUUUCAAGAUACAGAAAAUUGUCCGAAAAAAUUCAUUUGUUUUUGUACUUCAUGUUUUUAUGGAAAAUUAUGUCAAUUUACAACUACUGGAUUUAGUUUAACACUUGAUAAUAUUUUAGCAUAUCAUAUUCAAACAAAUGUUAAUAUAUUUCAUCAAUUAAAUAUUAUUCGAAUAAGUAUGAUAUUAAAUAUAAUUAUUGUUUUAAUUGGUUUAAUAAAUGGUAUUCUUUCAUUAAUAACAUUUAAAAAUAAAAUUAUACGUGAAGUUGGUUGUGGUUUAUAUUUAUUUUCUUCAUCAAUAACAACUUUAUUAAUUAUAAUUUUAUUUACUUUAAAAUUUUGGAUAUUUAUUUUAGCACAAAUUUAUCGAAUGAAUAAUCGAUUAUUUCUACAAAUUCAAUGUAGCUCAUUAGAUUUUUUACUUCGUAUUUGUCUUAAUAUGGAUCAAUGGUUAAAUGCAAGUGUUGCUUGUGAACGUGUUAUAACAAUAAAUAAAGGUACACGUUUUGAUAAAAAGAAAAGUAGACAAAUAGCAAAAUAUGUUCUUGUAAUUCUUUUAAUUUUCAAUAUUUUAACAUCGAUACAUGAUCCAAUUUAUAGACGUUUAAUUGAUGAAGAAAAGAAUGAUGAGAAUAAUGAAAAACGAAUAUGGUGUAUUGUUUCUUACUCAUCUCAUUUACACAUUUAUGAUAAUACAAUAAAUACUUUACAUCUUUUUCUCCCAUUUUUAAUUAAUUUAAUAUCAGCUAUAAUUCUUUUAGUAAUGAAAACACAUCAUCAAUCGAAUAUUCAAAAAGAACGAACAUUUAGAGAAAUCUUCAGAAAAAAUUAUCGCCAACAUCGACAUUUACUUUUAGCUCCUGUUGUUUUAGUUAUUCUUGCAUUACCACGUUUAAUUAUUUCUUUUACAUCAAAAUGUAUGAAAUCAAAUAACGAUUCAUGGUUAUUUCUUGCAGGAUAUUUUAUUUCGUUUACUCCACCAACACUUUCUUGUAUUAUAUUCAUAUUACCCUCAAAAUUUUAUAAGGAAGAAUUUCAUAAAUCUAUUAAUGAAUAUCGACGUACCAUACAGAGGCGUUUACAAUUUAAUUCAUAA